AAAUCUUAUUUUUAUUCAACAAUCGCCCAUCAUAGCAUUUUUCAAAAUAAUUACACAAUUAAAAAAAAAGAAAAAAAAAAAAAUCCACUGCCCACUCCAAUAGCUACAAAGGCCCUUCCAACAAAUUACGCAUCACCAAACAAUGAUCUCUCCACCAAAAUCUUUGUUUCUCAGGUCCAUUUCCCUCCAAUUCCUUUCAAAACCGUUUCAUUUCUCAACUACCACUUCACGCAUCACCAGACUCACCAAGCAAGAAUGUAUACAUCAUCUCAAAGCCUGCAAAUCCAUUGAAGAACUGAAACAAAUCCAAUCCCAGGUCUUCAGGGUUGGUCUCCAUCAAAACCCAGACGCCCUUAACAAGCUCAUGGUCUUCUGCACAGACCCAUCUCUUGGAAACUUACGCUACGCAGAAAGAAUCUUUAAUUUCAUUGAAGACCCAUCUUUGUUUGUCUGCAAUGUGAUGAUCAAGGCCUUUGUAAAGAAUGGUUGCUUCAGGAGAGCUAUUUUGCUUUUUGAUCAGUUGAGAGUAGAGGGUUUGUGGCCUGAUAAUUUCACUUAUCCCUUUGUUUGUAAGGCGAUUGGGUGUUUGAAGGAAGUUUUGGUAGGUGAAAAGGUUCAUGGGUUUGCUGUGAAGUGUGGGAUUGAGUUUGAUUGUUAUGUCUGCAACUCGUUGAUGGACAUGUAUGCUGAACUGGGUUAUGUUGAGAAUUUGAAGAAGGUGUUUGAUGAAAUGCCCCAGAGAGAUGUGGUUUCUUGGAAUGUUCUGAUUUCUGGGUAUGUCAGGUGUAGCCAAUUUGAGGAUGCUAUUAAUGUUUUCCGGCGUAUGCAACAGGAAAGCGGUGCGAAGCCCAAUGAAGCUACUGUUGUAAGUACUCUUUCGGCUUGUACAGCAUUAAAAAAUUUGGAACUUGGUAAAGAAAUUCACUAUUAUGUUGUUAAUGAACUUGGAUUCACCAUUAUAAUUAGCAAUGCCUUGUUGGAUAUGUACUCCAAGUGUGGUUGUUUGAGUACUGCCCGACAAAUUUUUGAUGCAAUGCCUAUAAAAAAUGUGAUCUGUUGGACUAGUAUGGUAUCUGGGUAUGUGAACAUUGGUCAAUUGGAUGAAGCUAGAGAUUUGUUUGAGAGAAGUCCAGUAAGGGAUAUUGUUCUUUGGACGGCUGUGAUUAACGGGUAUGUGCAGUUUAACCGCGUUGAUGAGGCAAUUACCUUGUUUCGGGAGAUGCAAAUCGAAUGGAUUAAGCCAGAUAAGUUCACGGUGGUUGCUCUCCUCACGGGUUGUGCUCAGUUGGGAGCUUUGGAACAUGGGAAAUGGAUCCAUGGAUACAUUGACGAAAACAGAAUAACAGUUGAUGCAGUUGUUGGUACAGCUCUUAUUGAUAUGUAUGCCAAAUGUGGGUGCAUAGAUAAAUCCCUAGAGAUUUUUCAUGGGUUGAGAGAGAAAGAUACGGCGUCAUGGACUUCAAUCAUUUGUGGGCUUGCCAUGAAUGGGCACAGCAGCAAAGCUCUGGAUUUGUUCACAGAAAUGAAACAAGCAGGGUUUAGACCUGAUGAUAUCACCUUCAUCGGUGUUUUCAGUGCUUGUAGUCAUGGAGGACUAGUAGAGGAAGGCCGCACAUACUUUAAUUCGAUGAGAAAAACAUAUCAGAUCGAACCAAAGUUAGAACACUAUGGGUGUCUGAUUGACCUCCUUGGUCGUGCUGGUCAACUUGAUGAAGCAGAGGAAUUGAUUGAAAAUAUACCAAAAGAAAGUGAUGAAAUUGUAGUCCCACUUUAUAGUGCUUUGCUCAGUGCUUGCAGAAUCUAUGGCAAUGUUGAUAUGGGUGAACGUGUGGCUAGACGACUUGUAGAAAUUGAACAUAGUGAUUCUGGCACUCAUACUCUUUUGGCCAAUAUCUAUGCAUCCACUGACAGGUGGGAAGAUGUAACGAAAGUGAGAAGGAAAAUGAAAGCUCUCGGAAUCAAGAAAGCGCCUGGGUGUAGUUCAAUUGAAGUUAAUGGUAAUGUUCACGAGUUCUUAGUCGGAGAUGCAUCUCACCCAAGGAUGAAAGAAGUUUAUUCCAUGUUGGAUAGCAUCACUAAACCAUUGUCAGGCUUAGAAGAAAUUGAAAUGGAACAAGCUAACCCAGUUGCAGAAAUUUCAUGACUGAAGCCAUAUUUUCGCAAAUCCAAAGAGUGCUUUUUUAUAUAAUGCCAUGGUGUUAGCAGCACUGUUUAUUUUUAACAAGACAUAAAACGAUUUGAGAAUUGACAUUGAGGCGAGUGUUAUGAAGAUGUUGAUCUGAAAGGUGCAGGACAGAUGCUCAAGAAAGUUCCAGCUAUUUGGUGAGCAAGACAAUGAAUUACAGUGCAUUCCAAAGGAUUCACCGACAAACGUACCAGAAGGCAUGCCAAUUUGACUUGCUAACUUAACAAGGUUAAACCUGGUAAGCUGAUGUAAUAUACAAUUCACUGUGAUAAUUUCACACAAUUCAUUGAAGUGCUUUGUAGAAAUUACAAAAAAGAAAAUGUCAUGGAUUUAAUGCUGAAACCUGAAGGACAUGUUUAUGAACUCUGCAUCCAAUAUGCCUUACUAGUCAUGGAUUUUUUGCCUCAAACAGGAUGAAUUUCAAGAUUUGUAACUUGUAAAUGUCACAGAGAUUUAUGUUCUGUAAGUAAUUUGAAUAGAAAACGAAUCUUUUAUAUCAGUUAAGUAAGCUUUGUAUAUCAGAAAAUCUAACAAUUCUAUAAAAAUUAAAUUGAUUGCUAUUGUGAUGCAUAAAAUCCUUUUUAUGAUGUGUGCAUACUUGACGCUUUAUAGUGCUUAUUACCACACAAUCAAACCUAUAAUCCACCCAGAUACAAGCAUGUAGGAACCAAGUUUGGUGGCAGGCCUUGUUAGUUGGAACUGGGUGGGAUAGGUCAAAUGGUUUCUCAAUCUGCUUGGAAGUGGAAAGUCCAAUAUCUUUUAGAUUUAUGCAAUUUGAGGUGGAAAGUUUCUUGGAUCUCUUGCAACCCUUAGGAUACCAAACAAUUAUUUUAACUGUGACAUGAACAAAAGGGUAAUACCUAAUCGGAUAUAUGGUUUUCCGAUGAAAAGGAAUGUAUUCUAUUAUUUUCACAUAGUAUUUAAAUAAAGUUGAUCUUGUGAAGUGGAGCAAUCACUAAUGUACUAAAAUCUUAAAAUGACCUUAUAAUAUUAUACUAAGCAAGCAUUAAAAAACAAUUGAUAGUUGAUCAAUUUGAAUAACCAAGUCAAGCCAAGCAUUGUCUCCUAAUUAAUUAGAGUUAGCUAUAUUAAUUCUUUUAUGUCAUUCCGCUUUGCCAUGAGCUAUAUAUAGUCAAGUUGUCCCAUUGAAUGUCAUGGUAAAUAGUUAUAACUUAUUUUAAAGGAACACAAUGGAAUCAUGCACUCCUCCUCUCUAUAUCAACAAGAAAAAACCAAACUAUCUUGACAGAAGGAAUCCAAUUUAAAGAGAUCGAAGUUAGCUUCUUCAUGUACCACCAUAAAAAAUAAAAAAUAAAAAGAAAGAAAGAACUAGCAUAAUCAUGUAAUAGCUUAGGGAAUUGUGAAAACCCUUGACUUUGGUCAAUGAGUUGUAGAACAGAUUGGCAAGAGCAGAAAAUAAGAAUCUCCAUGGGAUAGACCACACCUCAAAAUUACUUCUUUUAGUCUGUCUCUGUGACCAAUUAGGAUCAUACAUUUGUUGCAUUCUUUUCUCUGAUUUAAGUGCUUCUGGUUAUGUUUAAGCUACUUCAGGAAGCGUUAACAUUUGCAGCAGCUAAUAUCUGACGUUGCUGCACGACAGUAACAAGAUUUCCUAGUCAUGGUGACAAUGUGAUAAAACCAGACAACAGAGGUGGGGCCUAUUGCAACAUCGGCAGAGAAUUCUACUGCAUUUGGAGGUAAAAAUGGCAUGAAAGCUAGUAUUGCUGCUAUUUUCAGUUGUGGCUUUGCCUGAUGACUGCAGGAGGGGAACCAUGGUGAACAUGUUAUUCAGUAAAUGUUCUUCAUGUUGAAAAUCUAGUGAUGAACUCACCAUAUUAGCUUGAGUAAUGAUAUAUACAAACAGAAUAU
Messenger RNA from Camellia sinensis, 4054 nucleotides. Its product is annotated as Pentatricopeptide repeat (PPR-like) superfamily protein. Gene Ontology annotation, biological process: RNA modification. Gene Ontology annotation, molecular function: protein binding; RNA binding. Lineage: Eukaryota; Viridiplantae; Streptophyta; Magnoliopsida; Ericales; Theaceae. The record is from RefSeq and is a predicted model, not a curated record.